Messenger RNA from Tupaia belangeri chinensis (Chinese tree shrew), 1260 nucleotides. RefSeq names its product elongation of very long chain fatty acids protein 1-like. Gene Ontology annotation, cellular component: endoplasmic reticulum membrane. The transcript is spliced from 11 exons. Gene Ontology annotation, molecular function: fatty acid elongase activity. The record is from RefSeq and is a predicted model, not a curated record. NCBI's taxonomy places the organism in Eukaryota, Metazoa, Chordata, Mammalia, Scandentia, Tupaiidae. Gene Ontology annotation, biological process: very long-chain fatty acid biosynthetic process; fatty acid elongation, monounsaturated fatty acid; fatty acid elongation, polyunsaturated fatty acid.
AUGAUCGGCGAGCUCCUGAUCACCUCCGCCUAUGGGGCUGAGCUCAGGAAAAGGUUCCAGCUUGGGGUGCAUCUUGCUGAGAAUCCAGACCCAUUCUUCCUGGGGACAAGACCAGCCAUGGCUCCCAGCUCCUCCAGCCUCUUACUCCUCCUGGCCCUGAGCACGGACAAGCCAGGGCUUGCACAGACAGGACCCUUCCAGGGAUCUACCAGCUGCCUGCAGGACCCGAGCAGCCAGAGCAGCCUCAGUCACGCCCCGGAUGAGCUGCAGGAACAGGUGGUGUCGAUGGCCAGUACUCUGGAGGAGCUCUGCGAACACACCUGGGCCUUAGGAAACCGAGCCUUCACGGCAGACAUUGGGGAACAACAGCUGAGCAAGGCGGUGGGAGCAGCGGGGGGCCGCAUGGUGGCAGACCCGAGGGUAGAUUCCUGGUUCCUCGUAUACUCACCACUCCCUGUCACCCUCCUGCUUGCCUUCUGUCUACUCGUGGUGGUGGCCGGCCCUCACUUCAUGUCCCGACGGAAGCCCCUGGGACUGGCAGGACCCACCGCUGCCUACAACUUGGGCGUGGUGGUUCUCUCGGGGUAUAUGUUCCAUGAGUUCCUGGCCACCUCGCUCCUGGCUGACUACAGCUACUUCUGCCAGGCAGUGGACUACAGCCGGAGCGCACUGGGCAUGAGGAUGGCGAACGUGUGCUGGUGGUGCUUCUUCAAGGUCUUUGAGCUGCUUGACACAGUCUUCCUUAUAUUAUGAAAGAAGCCUGAGCAGCUCACCUUCCUGCAUGUCUACCAUCAUGGCGCCAUGCUCUUCAACUGGUGGGCUGGUGUCAAGUAUGUGCCGGGUGGUCAAGCCUUUUUCAUCGGGAUGCUUAAUUCUUUGAUCCACGUCUUCCUGUAUACGUACUAUGGACUGACCAGUCUGGGGCCUCACAUGCGGCCUUACCUAUGGUGGAAGCGACACCUUACCAUCCUACAGUUGGGUCAGUUUGUGGUCAUUGUGGCCCACUCCUCCUACAGUCUCUUUGCUGAAUGCCCCUUCCCUGCUGGGUUCAAUGUGGCUGCCCUCCUGUACACCACCAGUCUCAUCCUGUUUCUCAACUUCUACCACCAUACAUACCUGAGGGACAAGCAAGAAAAGCUGGCUUAAGGAGUGGGAUCCAAAGAUGGAAACUGGCAAAGCCAUCCCUACAGAGAAGUGGGCAGAAGACUGUGGCUCCCAGCCCACCUGCAUGAGCAGGUACCUCUGGGCCUACAUAUUAUC